Labrus mixtus (cuckoo wrasse) is the source of this 3332-nucleotide messenger RNA. RefSeq names its product glutamine-fructose-6-phosphate transaminase 2 (gene gfpt2). Gene Ontology annotation, biological process: UDP-N-acetylglucosamine metabolic process; fructose 6-phosphate metabolic process; carbohydrate derivative biosynthetic process. The coding region runs from base 148 to 2187 and encodes 679 amino acids. The transcript has 19 exons. The record is from RefSeq and is a predicted model, not a curated record. NCBI's taxonomy places the organism in Eukaryota, Metazoa, Chordata, Actinopteri, Labriformes, Labridae. Gene Ontology annotation, molecular function: L-glutamine:D-fructose-6-phosphate transaminase (isomerizing) activity; carbohydrate derivative binding.
AAACACCAUUUAAAUGAAAGUGGGAGUGUACAGUCGCUCUGCAUUUAACACAGCACAGAGGCAGACGCAUCACUCCAAACUACUACGAGAAACUACGAGUCAUUUUCUCACAAGAAGGUGUUCAGAAACGACGGCUAGGCUCGAACCAUGUGUGGGAUCUUUGCCUACCUGAAUUAUUGUGUGCCUCGCACCAGAAAGGAGAUAUUUGAGACCCUAGUGAAGGGACUGCAGAGGCUGGAGUACAGAGGGUACGAUUCAGCAGGUAUUGCAGUGGACGGGUCCAACAAGACAACCACUGACAGCAUCAAAAAUGCUAUCUGCUUAAUAAAGAAGAAGGGAAAGGUUAAGAAUCUGGAUGAGGAGCUUUACAAGAAAGACUCACUGGACCUGGACGAGCAGUUGGGCACACACUUUGGUCUGGCUCACACUCGCUGGGCCACACAUGGAGAGCCAAGCGCCGUCAACAGCCACCCUCAUCGCUCCGACAAGGACAAUGAGUUUGUUGUCAUCCACAACGGCAUCAUCACCAACUACAAGGAGCUGAAGGAGUACCUCAUCAUCAAAGGAUAUGAGUUCGAGUCAGAGACGGACACAGAGGUGAUCCCGAAGCUGAUCAAAUAUGUUUACGACAACCGAGAGAGUGACAGUGUCUCUUUCGGCAAGCUGGUAGAGAGAGUCAUUCAGCAGCUGGAGGGCGCCUUCGCUCUGGUGUUUAAAAGUCGUCAUUUCCCAGGAGAGGCUGUGGCCACCAGGAGAGGAAGUCCGUUGCUCAUUGGUGUGCGAAGCGAGCAGGUGCUGCUGACCGAAAACAUCCCAAUCCAGUACAACAGUGUCCAUGAGAAGAACAGCCGUAACCGCUCUGAUUCUGUCAACUCCAUCAACUCUGUGGGAGAUGGCAGCGCCGUAGAGUAUUACUUUGCCUCUGACGCCAGUGCCAUCAUUGAACACACCAAAAAGGUGCUGUACAUGGAGGACGAUGACAUCGCUGUGGUGACCGGUGGGAAACUGUCCAUCCACAGGAUCAACAGGAAACAUGGGGAAGAUCCAGUGAGGGCAAUCCAGACACUGCAGAUGGAGCUGCAACAAAUCAUGAAAGGUAACUUUGAUGCCUUCAUGCAGAAGGAGAUCUUCGAGCAGCCGGAGUCAGUAUUUAACACCAUGAGAGGCCGGAUAUGUUUCGAUACCAACACAGUGGUUCUCGGCGGGCUGAAGGACCACCUGAAGGAAAUCAAGCGCUGCAGGCGGCUCAUCGUGAUCGGUUGUGGCACCAGCUUCCACGCUGCAGUGGCUACAAGACAGAUCCUGGAGGAGCUGACGGAGGUGCCUGUCAUGGUGGAGCUGUCGAGUGACUUUCUCGAUCGCAACACGCCCGUUUUCAGAGACGAUGUUUGCUUCUUCAUCAGCCAAUCAGGCGAGACAGCAGACACCUUGAUGGCAUUACGCUACUGCAAGGAACAUGGUGCCCUGACAGUCGGUAUAACAAACACUGUAGGCAGCUCCAUUUCUAGAGAUACAGACUGUGGAGUCCACAUCAACGCCGGGCCUGAGAUCGGAGUGGCUAGCACCAAGGCCUACACCAGUCAGUUUGUGUCCCUCGUCAUGUUUUCUCUGAUGAUGAGCGAGGACAGGCUCUCCCUGCAGACCAGGAGACUGGAGAUCAUCAACGGCCUGAGGAUGUUACCAGAGCUGAUCAAGAAGGUGUUGGCGCUAGAUGAGAAGAUCAAGGCCAUUGCCAACGAAAUGUAUCAGCAAAGGUCUCUUCUGGUUAUGGGCCGAGGUUUCAACUAUGCCACCUGCCUAGAGGGGGCGCUGAAAAUUAAGGAGAUCACUUACAUGCACUCUGAGGGAAUCCUUGCCGGAGAGCUGAAGCACGGUCCUCUGGCCCUGAUAGACAAAGACAUGCCAGUCAUCAUGAUCAUCAUGAAAGACGCCUGCUACACAAAGUGCCAGAACGCUCUGCAACAAGUCACCGCCAGAUCGGGUCGGCCCAUCAUCAUCUGUAGCCAGGACGACCCUGAGAUUGUUAAGAAUGCCUACCAGACCAUCGAGCUGCCGCAUGUCGUUGACUGUCUGCAGGGCAUCCUCAGUGUCAUCCCCCUGCAGCUGCUGUCCUUCCACUUGGCUGUCCUGAGAGGAUAUGACGUUGACUUUCCCAGAAACUUGGCCAAGUCUGUGACCGUAGAAUAAUUCACAAAGCACAGCAGAGGAGGAAGGAGGCUAAAAGAUUUACAGUGCAAUUGAAUGUUCUUUAUGUUGUGUGUGUGUGUGUGUGUGCGUGUGUGUGCGUGUGUGCGUGUGUGUGCGUGUGCGUGUGUGUGUGUGUGUGUGUGUGUGUGUGUGCGUGUGUGUGCGUGUGUGUGUAUGUCUGUAUGAGAUGAGUAUAGGGGUUUUUAUGUGUCUUCUUUUUUAAAUAGAAAUGUGAAGUCCAACCAAUACAUUGCUGAGGAAGUGCCAGUGCCAUGGUGGCCUUGUGUAACAAUCUAUGAAGAAUCAUCCAAAGUAUCAUGCUGUGCCUUUUGUCUUGUCUUCAGUUGAGCCAAAAACACACAACAGGCGAGACAGAAAAGUAAUUAUAUUGUAUAUUGAAGUGUUUACAGUUGUGCAAUAUGGGGACCGAAGUGCUUUAUUUAUGUCCACAGUCAUCAGUAAUUAUCUUCCUGUCUUAAUUAUGUCUUACAUCUACUGGGUCUUUUUUUUUUUUUACCUCUCUUUAUAUUAUGGGAAAUGUAGGAGUGAAAAAGUUUUAUUCUAAAGACUUCUGAAAUCAUGCAAAUCUUAUUUUUUAUUUUACUGCCCAUCCAUGCCUACACUGUGCCUCACUAAAACAUGUUUUAACUACACCAUGACUUCUAUUCAUUUUUAGUGAAAACUACCAGAAGAAUUUCCUCAAUUUAUUUUCACAACCAUUACUUGAUCAUUUUGAUACGUUUUUGAUUUAUUUUAUUGAUAAUUCAUUUUUGUUCACAAAAAUAUAUUAUUUGUAUUCUGUUUAACAGAGCUGCAGUUUCCAAAGACAGGUCAUGGUAGAUCGUGAACCUUUUCUUGACCUUCUUGACAUUGGUCUUUAUUUGUCAUAAGUUGUAAUCCAUACACAUACAUGACAAGAAAGAGCACUUAUGCAGCAAUGAUUCUUACAGUGACUUUCGUCAAAAAAUAUGUUUUGUCAGCCAUUUGUAGGGGUUUAUGACAAUGGUAAUCUAUAUUUAUCUUAUUUGUAUUUAAUAGGGGUUCAAAGAGGGUUUGAUUCAUAUCUUUAACUGUGAUUGUAUUUUAUACUGUUUGUUUUUUAGACAUAAACAGGCACUAUCAAUCAAUAAAUAGAUAAAUAAUUA